GGAGACGCCCAGUUCAUCCCUCUCUGUUUGCCCCUGAGAACAACUGUGUGUUGACAGGGGUGGUGUUCGCUGGCCGAGACACCCGCGGGGACCUCACAAAGAAAAGGAAAACUUCCAUGUCAACAACCAACUGAACAUAUUCCUCCACAGACGUUUUUGAUCAAGAAAAAACGAGGAUUCGGUAGCACCAUGGGCACCAUCGCAAUCGCCGCCGCCGUCAUCCUUGGCAUCUCAUUCAUGACCUUUGUGGCCUUCUUUGGCAGACUACCUGCACUACGAAACACCCCCAUCUCCUUCCUCCACCGGCUCAUCUGGAUCCAUCUCCCCAAUGCCGUCCUCGCGGUCGACCGCACCUUGACCAACGGGCGCCUCACCACCUCCCUCGCCCGCCUCGCCCGCCACCUCUGGUACGACCAACACCCGACCAUCCUCAUCUUCUUCUUUUUGUUGUUAUCAGUAGGCGAGUACUUGUAUCUCCCCGUCGCCUGGCCGCAUCUCUCCUCGGUCCACAAAAUCCUCGGCACCCUCGCCAUCUUCUGUCCUUACCUCUUCCUCUACCUCUCGGCCUUCACCGACCCCGGCACGGUGAACCCCGAGACUCACGUCCGCGAAAUGGCCCGCUACCCCUACGAUUUCACUUUGUUUCAUCCCGGCACGAGCUGCGAGACUUGUAGGUUUUUGAAACCCGCGAGGUCGAAACACUGCAGUAUCUGCAAGAAGUGUGUGGGCAGGAUGGACCACCACUGUAUUUUCAUCAACAACUGCGUGGGGGCCAACAACCAGCGGUGGUUCAUCCUGCUGCUUUUGAGCACGGCAAUCCUCACCCUCUAUGGCGGGGUUUUGGGGCUGGGGAUUAUUAGACAAAAGAUCCAGGCGCGGUUCCCCUACUGGACGUUGUUACCGUGGUGGACUUCCACUCAAGCAUGGGAGGAUGGGAGUCUGGAUUUCCAUCGGUGGUUAGUCCUCUGGAGCUGGGGACUGCAGUCUGGCGUUGCCAUGGGGAGCGUUACGCUGUUGGCGCUGCUGACGACGCCGUUGGUUUGGGGGCUGUUGGGGUAUCAUCUUUGGUUGGUGUAUUGUGGGACGACGACGAACGAGAGUAUGAAGUGGCAGGAUUGGCAGGCGGAGAUGGAUGAGGGCGGGGUGUAUAAGCGGAGGAUCGAGAGUGGCAGGGUGAAAGACCUAAAGGUCGAGCCGGCGUGGACGAGGUGGCCGGUUGAGGCGGAGCAGGUCAUGGUUAGGACGGAUGAUGGGAAGCCGCCGAGGUCGAGUCAUCGGUUGCCUGGGGAGGGAGAGUGGGAGGCGGUUUGGAGGUUGAAGGAUGUGGAGAAUCUUUAUGAUAUUGGGUUGUGGGAUAACUUGGUUGAUGUCUUCUUGCCGUAUUUCAUGUUCAAGGAGUCAAAGGGUAGGAGUCCUGUUGAUGAGCGGGAGUUUGGGAGGGAGAGAGGUAGGAACAGGAGGCGGAGUUCUUGAAUGAUGGUUUGAGAUUUGGGAUACCCAUAGAUGUCUUGAGAGUAGUUAGAUGUUGGAACGUAUAGAAUCAGUCUUCCUCCAAGUGACGGAGCUCUGCGAUGGGUU
Neurospora tetraspora is the source of this 1578-nucleotide messenger RNA. Its product is annotated as DHHC palmitoyltransferase-domain-containing protein. The coding region runs from base 190 to 1473 and encodes 427 amino acids. Gene Ontology annotation, biological process: peptidyl-L-cysteine S-palmitoylation; protein targeting to membrane. The record is from RefSeq and is a predicted model, not a curated record. The transcript has 3 exons. Gene Ontology annotation, cellular component: Golgi apparatus; endoplasmic reticulum. Lineage: Eukaryota; Fungi; Ascomycota; Sordariomycetes; Sordariales; Sordariaceae. Gene Ontology annotation, molecular function: protein-cysteine S-palmitoyltransferase activity.